AUGACCACACAGACGGCCCCAUGCCCAUCACUCACCCCCACUGCAGGCCUAAAAUGCCGUGUCUGCGGUGAUUCGCGCGCCGGCCGGCACUACGGCACGAUCGCCUGCAACGGCUGCAAGGGAUUUUUCCGUAGAUCAAUCUGGGAGCAGCGCGACUACACGUGCCGUUUCGGCGGCAAAUGCCAAGUGGUUCAAGAAUACCGAAAUCGAUGUCGCGCCUGCCGGUUGAUGAAAUGUUUCGAGGUCGGCAUGGAUGCGAGAGCCGUACAAUCCGAGCGCGACAAGCACAAGAAGAAGCCGCCGGCCAGAGAGAAUUCAAUCAGCGACGAUGAUACCAAAGACGUGCCCGGCCCCAGCACUUCCACCGCCUCGGUACCGUUGCGAGUACAGGUGCCACACACGAUGCCUCAAUCCGCCCCCAUUCAUAUGAUGUCGCCGAUACCGACUACAACAUCUUGCGUACCACUUCCGUCAAAUCACUACCCGCCCGCCCAACAAGCGCCCUACACCAGCAGUCUUGCGGACAUUCUCUACAAUAUGAAGCCCGACCCGGACGCGCAUCCGGCCCACGGUGUCGUGAACCGGGCAUUCGCCGAGACGCUGUCCGGCCCGCCGCCGAUGAAGCGCAUCAAGGAGGACGACGGGUCACCACCAUCGACGAUUGACGGGACCAAUGGGUACCCACCGCCAUCGCCCUACCUCUACCCACCUGGUUCUCAAUUGGCCCCGCCACGAAGCGUGUCGGUUUAUAAUCGAAUGCCAACUACGAAUGCUCGCCAAAUGCAACCACCCCAAAAUCAUUUCUACCGCGAGCGCGUCCCGCUCGUCGAGUAUUUGAUGGAUCUGGAAACUCGGUGCGACAAUAUGGUAGAGGCUGACGAGUCUGAGGUGACCAACGACUUCGAGCGGUUGUGCCGAGUUGACGUCACCAUCGAGAUGGCGUUCAAGAACCCGGGGCUGGUGGCGAGGAGGACCAGGCCGAACUGGCUAGCCCUUGAACGACUGACCACCCUCGAAGAUGUCCACAUUGCUUGGUGCCGCUCAUUCGUACUCUGCGUCGACUGGGCCGAUCUCUUCAAGGAGUACAAGGAACUCCCUCAAACGGACCAGUACACCCUGCUGCGACAUCGAAUCGUGUCCGUCAACUGGCUGUGCCACACGUACAAGACGUUCAAGAGCGGCUGUGACGGGGUGGCGCUCGUUAAUGGGAGCUGGUACCCGAGGGACAAGGAGCUGCAAAAGACGCUACCGCCUGGCUGCAAUCACUACUUCGGUAUCCUCUCCGAGCACCUGAUGCAAGAUCUCGUUUUUCCGAUGCGCGAGCUCAACAUGGACGAGGGCGAAUUCGUGCUCCUCAAGGCGCUGAUACUCUUCCGCGUCGAUCGCCGCCUAUCCGAGGGCGCGAAGCGGCAGGUGGCCGUUAUCCGGGAUCGUCUGACCGACGCGCUUUAUCACCAUAUUCAGCAGGAACACCCCUCCUUCUCCGCCAUCCAGGUCGCCCAGCGUAUCUCGCGGCUAUUGUUGCUGCUCCCAGCCAUUGAGCACCUCUCGCAACAAGAAGACGACAACGUCCAAUUCCUCGCCCUGUUCAACAUUGCCAACCUGAACGGGCUGCCCUACGAGCUUCACUCAUCCAUUAAGCAGAUGGUCUCAAAAAAUGACGACAGCACGCAGGUGAACGAGGUCUCGUCGAAUGACACGAAAGAGUACGCCGGCUACCACUACCAGGCGGCCGCCGUCGAA
Molecule: messenger RNA, 1743 nt
Organism: Mesorhabditis spiculigera
Lineage: Eukaryota; Metazoa; Nematoda; Chromadorea; Rhabditida; Rhabditidae
Source: the annotation of a GenBank genome assembly